Oryza brachyantha (malo sina) is the source of this 1633-nucleotide messenger RNA. RefSeq names its product cytochrome b561 and DOMON domain-containing protein At3g07570-like. The record is from RefSeq and is a predicted model, not a curated record. The transcript is spliced from 3 exons. Lineage: Eukaryota; Viridiplantae; Streptophyta; Magnoliopsida; Poales; Poaceae. Bases 1 to 1275 code for a protein of 424 amino acids.
AUGACGACAGAGGCAGUUUACGAUCCACGAAUUCAGAAUGUCUCUAGAGUGCUCAUACCAUCAUCAAGGAUCACGAGCUGGUUGCAUUACGCGUUCACUGUCAGCCUGCCUCGUUCACCAGCCAAGUGCUGCGAGAGAUUAAGGGCGAUGAAGCCGAGAUCGAGCUGCUCCGUGAAUCAUGGGGCGCCGGCGGUGGCAGUGAUCCUGGCGGUGGUGUGGUGCUGCCUGAGCUCGGUGGCGAGGUCUCAGUCGAGCGACUCGUGCUCCGGGAGCCUCGCCGGAGUGGGCAAGCUGAUACCGUUCGACACCUCCAACCUCACCUGCCUCGACGCCUGGAGCAGCGAGAACUUCGUCGUCCGCUAUGCGAGCAGCGGGGGCACGUGGAGCUUCGUGCUGUCGGCGCCGGACAAGGGCGGGUACGUGGCGGUGGGGUUCUCGCCGGACGGGGCCAUGGUGGGGAGCAGCGCGGUGGCCGGGUGGAGCAGCGGCAACGGCGUGGGCGGCGUGGUGAAGCAGUACAAGCUCGGGGGGACGAGCUCCGGCAGCUGCCCGCCGGACCAGGGCAGCCUGACGCUGGUGGCGAAGAACACCCUCGUGGUGGCGCAGUCGUCGCGGAUCUACGUCGCGUUCCAGUUCACGGCGCCGCAGCCGACGCCGUACCUCAUCUACGCCGUCGGCCCGUCGAACACCAAGCCCUCCUCCGGCAACUACCUGGCGCAGCACCGGACCUACACCUCCGCCGCCGUCAACUACGUCGCCGGCACGACGUCGAGCGCCGGCGGGGGGUUCGACACGAAGAAGUGGCACGGCGCGAUGGCCGGCCUCGGCUGGGGCGUGCUGAUGCCGGUGGGCAUCGCGCUGGCGCGCUACUUCAAGAAGCACGACCCGUUCUGGUUCUACGCGCACAUCUCCGUGCAGGGCGUCGGCUUCGUGCUCGGCGUCGCCGGCAUCGUCGCCGGCUUCAAGCUCAGCGACGACGCCCCCGGCGCCGACACCCACAAGGCGCUCGGCAUCACCAUCCUCGUGUUCGGCUGCCUCCAGGUGCUCGCCUUCCUGGCGCGCCCGGACAAGUCGUCCAAGGUGAGGAGGUACUGGAACUGGUACCACCACUACGUCGGCCGCGCCGCCGUCGCCUGCGCCGCCGUCAACAUCUUCAUCGGCCUGCACAUCGCCCACGAGGGCAACGCCACCCGCGUCGCCUACGGCAUCUUCCUCGCCGUGCUGGCGCUCAUCGCCGUGUUCCUCGAGGUCAAGCUCUGGCGGCGGAGCCGGUGAUUGCCUUCCCCAUCCGCCGCCGGCGUGACGACCGUACGUAUGUACGAUAAUAUAUACGCGCGCUAUACGUACCGUAUUUGCGACACCGUAUGUAUGUACACGGAGACACGAUUUUUAGCGAUACGUACGCCGCGCGCUACGUGGGUAGCAUGCGCGUACGCGUACGUGUACGUGCUGUCUCUUUGGUAUUUUUAUUUUUAUUUUCAUUUUAUUAUUUUUCAUUUUUGGUAGGUGUUAUAUGAGCGUAGAUGCUCUCCGUGUGCAUGCAUGUUCGAGAUCACGUUUGCUUCAUGUAUUAUUGACUCACUGUAUUACAUUUAUUUGGUGAUAGAUCGAUAGAGACAUGCUAGUAUAUAUA